This is a messenger RNA of Salvia hispanica, 843 nucleotides long. Its product is annotated as sterol carrier protein 2-like. The record is from RefSeq and is a predicted model, not a curated record. Gene Ontology annotation, cellular component: cytosol. Lineage: Eukaryota; Viridiplantae; Streptophyta; Magnoliopsida; Lamiales; Lamiaceae.
UCGAUUUCACGACGUGUUUGCCUUUGAAUUGCGUGCCAGAGAAGAGUGGCGGUUGGUUAUCAGUUUCCUUUCAAUUCGUGCCUACGAAAUCCAAUCAAUUUUUUCCCCAAUUUGUUCCUACAUUAGUACAUUUGCACCAUCACUUCCUAAAUCUUGCAGCUGAUCCCAAAUUGGCCAUGGCUACUCAGCUGAAAUCCGACGCCCUGAUGGAGCAGAUGAAGCUCCACAUGUCCACUGACGCCGGAAAACAGCUCACCAAGAAAAUCGGCCUCGUUUAUCAGAUCAAUAUUGCUCCCAAGAAAAUUGGGUUCAAUGAGAAGUCUUUCGUGGUGGAUUUGAAGAAAGGAGAGGUUAAAGAAGGAGCAUAUGAAGAUGGGAAGCCGGAUGCAACUUUCUCGUUUACAGAUGAUGAUUUUCUAAAGGUCGCAAGUGGGAAGAUGAAUCCUCAAAUUGCUUUCAUGAGGGGCGCGAUGAAGAUAAAGGGCAGUAUCAGUGCAGCACAGAAAUUUACCCCUGACAUUUUCCCCAAGCCAUCGAAGAUGUGAGCAGUUACGGCUUCCCUGUACUACAAUGUCGCCAAUAUCAUUCAGAUCAUCGUGUUGUAUCUGAAAGCUCAACUAUAGGUAUCUCGGAGAUCAAACAUAUGUUUACACAUGCAAUUAUCUAUUUGUCUCGGCUCAUUUUCUUUACCUCUCUGUUUUCUUCGACUACGUUGUGGUUUAUACGAUUUGGUCUUUACUUCUCUAAAUCUUAGAAAGUGUGAUAAGGAUAUGGAGACCUUAAUGAAAGCAUGGCCGUUUAUCUUUGCAGAUGAAUGAAACUUUACUUUCCCAUCUUUUAGAA